Ilyonectria robusta is the source of this 582-nucleotide messenger RNA. Its product is annotated as RNA polymerase III subunit Rpc25-domain-containing protein. The record is from RefSeq and is a predicted model, not a curated record. The transcript is spliced from 5 exons. Gene Ontology annotation, cellular component: RNA polymerase III complex. NCBI's taxonomy places the organism in Eukaryota, Fungi, Ascomycota, Sordariomycetes, Hypocreales, Nectriaceae. Gene Ontology annotation, biological process: DNA-templated transcription; transcription initiation at RNA polymerase III promoter. Bases 1 to 582 code for a protein of 193 amino acids.
AUGUUUAUCCUGACCAAGAUCUCCGACCUGGUUCAGGUUGCGCCAGAAGAUUUCUCCAAGCGAAGCAUAGAUGCCAUCGAGGACAAUAUCAAUGCCAAGUACUCUAAUAAGGUCAUCCAGAAGAUUGGACUCUGCAUCUGUCUCUAUGAUAUUCUCUGGACCUCAGAAGGUCUAAUUGGUCAUGGCACCGGCCUGGUCAACAUCAAUGUCGAGUUCCGUAUGGUCGUGUUCCGUCCCUUCAAGGGUGAGGUCAUGCUCGGCAGAAUACGCAGCUCCACACCCGCAGGCAUCAACCUGAGAACCGAUUUCUUCGACGACAUUUUUGUUCCGUUCGAGGAGCUGCCCGAAGGAGCCGAAUACAACCACGGCGAACAGCUCUGGAUCUGGAACUUUGACGAAGAACGGCUCUUCUACGAUAACCAUGAAAUGGUCCGCUUCCAGAUUGUUGACGAGGAGUGGCAUGAUCAAGCCCCGGCCGGCCCGUCCCAGGCCGACGACGCGCCCCCCAAGACGCCCUACCGGAUAAAGGCCAGCAUGGCUGCUGAAGGAUUGGGCGUGUGCCUGUGGUGGGAUGGAGCAUAG